Lodderomyces theae is the source of this 1116-nucleotide messenger RNA. RefSeq lists its product as uncharacterized. The transcript has a single exon. The coding region runs from base 1 to 1116 and encodes 371 amino acids. NCBI's taxonomy places the organism in Eukaryota, Fungi, Ascomycota, Pichiomycetes, Serinales, Debaryomycetaceae. The record is from RefSeq and is a predicted model, not a curated record.
AUGAGUCUAGAUACUGCUGAAACGGGGAACGCUACACCUAUACAAGCUCAAGAUGCAACUAAAGAUGGAGAAGUGAGAAAAAUUAGUGAUAAAAAUGGACAAGUUAAGGGCAAUGAUGGUGAUGAUCUUGAUAAUGAUAAUGAUGACGAUGACAAGGAGGACGAUGACGAGGAGGACGAGGAGGACGAUGAAGACUACGAUCCCACCAAGAAGGUGGAUGAAGAUGCAGAAAUUAGUGAAGGAGAUGAUGAGGUAGAUGAAGGAGAUGGGGAAGUACCCGAUUUCUCCAAAAUAGAGUCUAGUGUUUCUCAAGUCAAAACGCGAUCGCAGAGACUACAUGAUAAACAACAAAAGCAAGUCAAGUAUAUAGGCAAAUUUGAGACUGAUUCUCGAGGGUUGGUUAAAGAAACGUGCUCGUUAGACAUAAACCUGAUAUUUGAAGAUUUAAAGCAGAAUAAAGCAGGUGAUGUUCAUGAAGAGAAUGACUUAUGGAUUAGACGAGGGCUCCAACCCACUGAAGCAGAGUCACAACAGCGAGGAGAUUCAGAAACUGGUGGAGUCAUAUCAACCGAUAACCCUAGUGAAGAUAGUGGUCAAAUUCGAAUCCAAAUCAACUAUACAUUUGCUGGGAAAUUAGUUACUGAGCUGAAAUUAGUAGAUGCCAAUUCGGAAGAAGCCAAAGCAUAUCUCAAUUCAACAAGUUCCAUCACCUCAGCAGCAGCAGCAACAACAUCAUCAUCACCAUCAUCAUCAUCAUCGUCUGCUGCUGCUGCUGCUAGUAGACGCACAGAAGUCAAGGUUAUUCGACAAGAUCCGACAACAAAAGAGAAUGUUGAGCUUCGAAUCAAAUUGAAGCGGCCUUCAUUGAUUGAUAAAUUUAUUGCCUUGAAUGGGAAUAAUAAAAAGAUGAAGUUGUCGACGUUGGAGAAGUCUCGAUUGGAUUGGGCUAGUUUUAUCGAUAAGCGGAAAAUUGGUGAUGAGUUGAAGAGACAUAAUCGAGGUGGGUAUUUGGAUAAACAAGAGUUUUUGUCUAGGGUUGAUUAUAAAAAGGAUGAGAUGUAUCAAAAAGCUAAAGAGGAGGAGAGGAAGAGACAGUUUCAGCUACAGGGAAAGUGA